GCCUCUGGGCCCUCAUUGGUCCAGACAGGCUUGAAAGCUUCCAUUGAGCCACUCAGGAGGAAUUUGGGGUACUAAUGCCACUCUCUGUAGGAGGAAUUUGCGUGUUUCUGGUAAACAGCUGACUGCCGAUUUUGUGAGCUCUGCUCUCCUCCUCUCUCGUCUGUUCUCUUGCGCCUUUCUCUCUUUUUGGUUUGUGUGAGUGUGCACUCUGGGUUGAACUGCAUGAACCAAGAAUCCUCACGCUGCUUUGAUAAUCCACCGCUCAAUCAUGCCUUUGAUGACCAUAUCUGGGCCGAAGUGGAGGCUGGUGCUGAGCGCGCUCCUUGUUUGUGCCGUAAUCUUUGAGUUGGAUGCCCAAGAGCAGCAGGCCGCUGCAGGGAGGACGCCCGGGUCAAGUAAACCCAAACUUGGAAAAUCAACAAAAAAAGAGUCUAAAGCUGCAAAAGCCAAACUAAAAAUCAAAGCUCCUUCUGCAUCUCAAGCACAGACCUCCCUCACACAGGUGCUUGACAGAAGAACAUUUAAGAAGGUUGGAGAGACCAUAAGUGUUCAAAGUGGAGAGACUUUGGAGUUGAGGUGCAGGGGCAAACCUGUGCAAUGGAGUGUCCCCCCAUACCUGGAGGAGGAUGAUGAUGGGAGGCUCAAGACCGUCCAACACCAACGAUACAGCGUCUUGACAUUAGUCAACACUACUGGUGCAGACACAGGAGAGUACACCUGUUACCCCAUGUACUGUGAAGACACUGAAUGCAGGAAGGAGUACAACAAAGCAAUCAGAGUCUUCAUCUUCUUUCCAGAUCCACAAGAACUAUUUGUUCCUUCGUCUGACUACUACGAGGUGAUUCAGCUGAGGACCAACUGGCCGACCGUCCUCCCCUGCCAGGUGACGUCACCUAAAGCCAAAGUGACUCUCCACCGCGAGUUCCCACCAGUGGAAGUCCCUGUGGACGGGUCAGAGAUCUCCUUUAAUGUCAAGAAGGGCUUCACCAUCCAUCGCCCCCGGCCUCACCACGCCGGAGCCUUGUACUGCGUGGCCAGUCUGGGCAACCUGAGGCAGAGCUCCACCAAAUACAUGCUCAUCUAUGUCAACUAUCCCAUGGCUCCUCCUGCUCCGGUGAUCCAGGCAUCGUCCAGCUCGGUGGCGGCGGGGGAGAACCUGCACGUCAGCUGCACGGCGAUGGGAGAACGGGACGUGCUCACAGAGUUCACCUGGGAAUAUCCAGGACAGGAGAUUGGGAGGCCUCUCUACACAGAAGACAGCAUCAUCCCGGUCAGCGGAGGGUCAGCCCAGCAGCAGUUUCAGUCUGUUCUCCUGGUGGACGAGGUGAGAGACGUGGACCAGGGCACGUACACAUGCACGGCCCAGAACCUCCAGGGAGCCAAAUCGGUGUCCACCACCAUUAAAGUGGUCCCCAAAGCCAAAGCCAAAGCCAAGAAGCCAUGAGUGACACGGUUGCAGUUCAGGUCCUGCAUUUUGCUUUAUUAGAUACUAAGAUAUAUUUUUAGUUUUUUAUAAUUAAACUACAAAUACAUAAUCCUAGCAAAAGAACAAAUAUUCAAUCAAGAAAACAGACUGCAGAAAAGCAAUAAUGGCAUAAAUGGAGUUAUUUUAAUGAAUGUAUGACAAGUCGAAAGUUGUAUAUUAAAAGUUCU
Messenger RNA from Cololabis saira (Pacific saury), 1653 nucleotides. Its product is annotated as platelet-derived growth factor receptor-like protein. The coding region runs from base 269 to 1444 and encodes 391 amino acids. The transcript has 7 exons. The record is from RefSeq and is a predicted model, not a curated record. Lineage: Eukaryota; Metazoa; Chordata; Actinopteri; Beloniformes; Belonidae.